ACCUCUCUUUCUUCCCGCUUAAAAUAUAAUUUUAAGAGGGUAUUAAAUCCAUUCUUUUUUUUGUGUAAUAAAAUUCCUCUUAAUCAUGAAGUACGUUGUUGUUUCCGGAGGUGUCAUCUCAGGUAUUGGUAAAGGGGUUCUUGCCUCUUCUACUGGGUUGUUAUUCAAGACUUUGGGAUUUAGGGUAACCUCAAUCAAAAUCGAUCCUUACAUGAACAUCGAUGCCGGUACCAUGUCACCAUUAGAACACGGAGAGUGUUUUGUGUUGAAUGACGGGGGUGAAGUCGACUUGGAUUUGGGAAAUUACGAACGGUACUUGAAUAUUACCUUGACUAGAGAUCAUAACAUCACCACUGGUAAGAUCUAUUCCCAUGUUAUUGAGAAGGAAAGAAACGGAGACUACUUGGGUAAAACCGUGCAAGUAGUGCCUCACAUCACCAAUGCAAUCCAAGACUGGGUUGAAAGAGUCAGUCGAGUUCCAGUUGAUGAUUCAGGAUUGGAACCGGAGAUUUGUAUUGUGGAAUUGGGAGGAACCGUUGGUGACAUUGAAAGUGCUCCAUUUGUUGAGGCUUUAAGACAGUUUCAAUUUAGAGUGGGGCCUGAGAACUUUGCCUUGAUUCACGUGUCGUUGGUUCCUGUUAUUCACGGAGAGCAGAAGACCAAGCCUACCCAAGCUGCUAUCAAGGACUUGAGAUCUUUGGGUUUGACCCCAGACAUGAUUGCUUGUAGAUGUCAGGAAGAGUUGGAAGCUGGAACCAUUGAAAAGAUUGGAAUGUUCUGUCAUGUGGGGCCAAACCAGGUCAUUGCCGUGCAUGAUGUUAACUCCACCUACCAUGUGCCCUUGUUAUUGAAGGAACAAAAGAUGAUGAAGUAUUUGCAAAAGAAGUUGGCGUUGGAAAACGUCCAGUUGCCAACCGAAGCUUUAUCCAAGGGUGAACAACUUUUGAUCAAAUGGAGGAAAUUGACCUCUAGUCAUGACAAAUCUUUUGAGUCCGUCACUAUUGCCUUGGUUGGAAAGUACACUCACUUGAAGGACUCUUAUUUGUCGGUGAUCAAGUCUUUGGAACAUGCUUCCAUGAAAUGUCACAGAAGAUUAAAGAUCGAAUGGGUCGAAUCCACCGACUUGGAGGAAGAAACCAAGAUUUCCAACUUGUCCAACUAUCACAAGGCAUGGCACUACGUUUGCCAGGCCGAUGGGAUUUUGGUUCCUGGAGGAUUUGGUAGUAGAGGUAUUGAAGGUAUGGUUGCGGCCGCCAAAUAUGCCAGAGAAAACGACGUUCCAUACUUGGGAAUCUGUCUUGGUUUACAAAUUGCUGUUAUCGAGUUUGUCAGAAACGUUUUGGGAUACGAGAAAUCCACCAGUAUGGAAUUUGAUCCUGAAACUGACGAAGCUACGGCUUCUGUAGUUUACAUGCCUGAUGUUGACCAGAUCAAGUUGGGAGGAACCAUGAGAUUGGGUAUCCACGAAACCAAGUUUGUGGCUGAUACCGAUUGGUCUGUUUUGAAGAAGUUAUACGGAGGUGCUUCCUCAGUUUAUGAAAGACACAGACACAGAUAUGAAGUCAAUCCUAAGUUGGUUGGAGAAAUUGAGGCCAAGGGAUUAAAGUUCAUUGGUAAAGAUGAAACCGAACAGAGAAUGGAAAUGUUGGAACUCAAGGGACAUAAGUUCUUGUGUGGAACCCAAUAUCAUCCUGAGUACAUUUCCAAAGUGUUGGAUCCAUCGAGACCAUUUGUGGGAUUAAUCGCGUCUGCUUCGGGGAUUUUAGAAGAUAUCUUGAGCAGUGAUGAUUUAGACUACAAAGGAGAGUUUUGAUUUGUUUUUUAAGAUAUAGAUUUAAUUGCUAGCAUAGGAUUCAAUUUGCAUUGUAAAUAUAAGAAACCCAAACCCUUCGCAACCUGCGCACGCCCCUUGCUCUCAAUAAAAGUCACCAAAAGCCGAGAUUAAAAUCCCCAGAGUCACCUAACUUAUUUUUC
This is a messenger RNA of Yamadazyma tenuis ATCC 10573, 1974 nucleotides long. The record is from RefSeq and is a predicted model, not a curated record. NCBI's taxonomy places the organism in Eukaryota, Fungi, Ascomycota, Pichiomycetes, Serinales, Debaryomycetaceae.